This is a messenger RNA of Papaver somniferum (opium poppy), 1352 nucleotides long. RefSeq lists its product as uncharacterized. Gene Ontology annotation, cellular component: membrane. The coding region runs from base 203 to 1138 and encodes 311 amino acids. Lineage: Eukaryota; Viridiplantae; Streptophyta; Magnoliopsida; Ranunculales; Papaveraceae. The transcript has a single exon. The record is from RefSeq and is a predicted model, not a curated record.
UUAUGUUCACUCCCAAGUCUCCCAACUUCAUACAAAAUUUAGAAACAAUAUCAAUUGUUUCCUUUCUUGCUUUGCUUUCCUAUUUUCCUCAUUGUUUCAAAGAUUUCCAGAUUUCAAUCCUUUAUCUCUUCUCCCCUUGCAAAAGAUUCUGGAUUCUACGAAACUCAAAUCUGAAACAAUCGCAAACCAUUAUUAGAGUCGCAUGAUAAAAUUCUCAUCAUCUCAAAUGGGCACUUUUUUUGCCAUCAAUAUAGCUAUUCUCUUCAUGAUUUCUUGCAUGAAUUGUGUCGAUUCUACGGAUAUUAGACCCGCUCUUGAUCGAGUUCUCGGAGAUUAUGCUUUAAAUUAUUAUAACAAAGUACUUCGCAAGACGGGUUCUUUAUACACAAUUAGUUUACCGAAGGAUCUCUCGAGUGUGAAAGCCGAUAUGGUAAGGUUCAGGUGCGGCAGUUUGAGAAGGUAUGGUGCAAGAGUUAAAGAAUUUCAUAUUGGAAUGGGAAUUGCAAUUGAACCAUGCAUGGAAAGAGUAGUAUUAGUUAGGCAAAAUUUGGGUUCGAAUUGGUCUGAUAUCUACUAUAGAAAUUACAAUAUUUCGGGUUAUAAUCUGGUGUCACCAAUCCUAGGCCUUCUUGCGUUUGAUGUGAAGUAUGAUUCAAAUUCUACGGCAAACUUACUAGAAGUUGGAAUCUUCGCGGAACAAGAACCUAUUUCCAUUGAUUUUUCAAAUGUUACAAAAACUGUCAAGAACUCUAUAAACAAGCCAUUAUGUGCUAGUUUUGGUAGGGAUGGCAGGGUUAGUAUAUCCGAUCAGAUUUCUUCCAAUAUUUGCUUAACGGGGAAAAAUGGGCAUUUUGGUUUGGUCAUUGAAACGGCGACGCUACCGAAGACGGGUAAGUUAAGUGAAUGGAAGAUCAUAAUUGGAAGCACAGUUGGUGGUGCAAUUGGUGUGUUGCUAUUAGGAUUGCUGUUUGUUGCUAUGAUUGUUAAGGUGAAAAAAAGAUCUCAAAUGGUUGAAAUGGAACGAAAAGCUUAUGAAGAAGAAGCGUUGCAAAUCUCAAUGGUUGGACAUGUUAGAGUUCCAAUUGCAGGGCCAACAAGAACCCAGCCAAAUCUGGAACAUGCGUAUUCUCCUCCUUGAUAACUCAAGAACUUGAUUUUAGAGAAUUGUAAAAAGUCAUUCAGCUUUAUUUAUUUAUUUAUUUUUUUUUUUGUAUAAUCUUUUUAGAAUUCAGUCCAGAAAACUUCAUGUGCUAUAUAAUUUUCCAAUUUCGAUGGAAUUCAUUGGAUUAUAUGAAUUGGUAUCCCUCCACACUUUUGGCAUUAACCUUUCCAAGGGGGGAAUUCCAUGUGAA